ACAAAACCGCAGGACCUACAUUCAGCUCGCUAGAUGGCGUCAGUCCGUUUUCACAGCACUUUACACAUUUCACCGCUGAAGUUUCGAGCAGCAGGAAACGUUAUCUGUGUUGUGAAGCGGCUGAUGAGGAAAGCAUGGCCCUUAACGCAGAUGAUGAGGACUUUGAAUGGGAGCCUCCCUCCGAGGCGGAGAUGAAGGUGAUUCAGGCUCGACGGGAGCGUCAGGACAACAUCAGCAAGCUGAUGGGAGACUAUCUGCUGAAGGGAUAUAAGAUGCUGGGGGAUUGCUGUGAGCUGUGUGGGACAAUUCUGCUGCAAGAUAAGCAGAAGAAAUAUUACUGUGUUGCUUGUCAAGAGCUGGACUCCGAUAUUGACAAGGACAACCCAGCUUUAAAUGCCCAGGCAGCGUUGUCACAGGUACGAGAGCGUCAGCUUGCAGCUCAGUCUCUCCCUGAAUCUAACGGAGCCUCAUCCAGCGAACCCCCUCUCUCCAUCACGGGCCAGCCCCGGCCAGAGCACUGCGAGGGGGCCGCGUCUGGCCUGAGAGGUCCCCCUCCCACCAUACAGUCCACUCCUCUUUCUGUCCCAACCGCCAGCUCCAACUUCCUGCCACCAGCCAACCCUCCUGUCCAGACUACACCUCCUAUAGGGCCCUUGGGCAACCCCCUCCAACACGCAGCCUUGUCAAGCGCAGAGGAGGCAGUGCUACACAAACUCAGAUGGGCCACGCAGGAGCUCCAGCACUCUGCGUCAGUGGAAGCCAGUAUCCAGCUCUGCAAUCUGAUCCGAGGCUGUGCCGAAUCCCUGCGUAGCUUGAAAGAGCUGCAGCUCUCAUAAGACUGAACUACAGACAGGGCUGUAACAGCACACACACAUAAGGAAAUAUGAGCAGCACUAAUAUAUAUAUAUAGUAACAUACUCAAUGGAGCGUUUCAGUUGUGUUUGUUCUAAAGCAGCUGAGUAUGUGACUGUCGUGUGUUGAAAUACAUUGCUUGAGCUGCAAA
Molecule: messenger RNA, 1003 nt
Organism: Ctenopharyngodon idella (grass carp)
Lineage: Eukaryota; Metazoa; Chordata; Actinopteri; Cypriniformes; Xenocyprididae
Gene: znrd2
Product: zinc ribbon domain containing 2
Exons: 4
Coding region: 135-836 (233 amino acids)
Source: RefSeq, a predicted model, not a curated record